CACCGGUGUCUUAUCAGGGGGACGAGACCCCCGUGCAGUCGGGUGCUUGUCAUCUUUGGGCCUUGGGCCGAGGAGGAGGAGGAGAAGCAGAUGGGUGAUGGCCAGUCCUGCGGAGUCAGUGCCAGGUCUCCCUGUGGGUGGGGAGGACCCAGGUUUGGGGUCGGACAGACCUCUCAACAGCCACACGGGGCUUAGGAAGCUGCUAGCCCUGGCCGGGACCCGGUCUUGCCGUUGGUGAGGUGGGCUCACACGGGCAGGGCGACUGUGAAGACCAGAUCGGGGAGGCCUGGCGCGCCUCCUCGCAUUCAUCGUGGGGCCGGGGAGAGGGAGUCAGGCACAGCAGGGUCGCGCACCUCCCCCGCGCAGCUGUCUUGUCUUGUCGUUGUGUUCGCUUGUCGUUAAUUCCCGUGCAGCUGGGGCGUGUGCAGCGGGUGUGUGAGCAGUUCUGGGGCUUAGGGGGCGCGGCGGACCCAGGCCAGGGCGUUUCUGGGCAGAGGGAAGGUUCGGAGAGAUUGGAGCUGGCCGCCAAGGACUCGGAAAGGACCACUGCCCCGUCUUGUUUGUCUCGCCUUCCAUGGGCCCCCACGGGUUCUCAAACUCAGCGUCCCCAGCCCUGGAGCUGGGGCUUUGGCCUCCCCUUGUGGAGGCGGGGAGGCAGGCCUGCUGCUCUCUGCCUUGCUGCACGCCUGCGCCAGAAGCUGGCGGUUGGAGAGGGUGUCAGGAUGGGGUCCCCAGAGAGCUGCCUGUGUUACUGGCGCUGGCUCUCUCCUGCAGCCGGAGCAGAUCCUGGGCUUGGCUAUGACCCGUACAACCCCGAGCUGCCCAAGCCCCCAGUGCAGAGGGAGAAUGGUGCCCUGGGCAGAGAGGACACGCCCCGCUCGGACAUCCUGGAGCUGGAGCUGGUCAACCAAGCCAUUGAGGCCGUGCGCUCCGAGGUGGAGCUGGAGCAGCGGCGGUACCAGGAGCUCCUGGAGACGGCCCGCGAGCACGGCUCUGCUGAGGCCCCUGCCCUGGCGCCCCGCGGCCCCGCUGCCUGCACUGCCGCCAGCCUGGACGAGGACGCCUUCUCGCUGUCCUUUGACUACAACCCCAGCGGCCGCAGCCUGCUAAGCCCCGAUGCCACCUACCAGCCCACCCCUCUGGCUGCACCUGCCGAGCCGGGCAGCAAGUACUCGCUGGCCUCUCUGGACCGGGCUCAGGGCCACAGUGGAGGGGGCGGUGGCGCCUUGGAGUACGUCCCCAAGGCUGUGAGCCAGCCUCGGCGGUACAGCCGCCCCGUCCCCAGUGGCAAGUACGUGGUGGAUGACUCCAAGCCGUCCACAGACCUGGAGUACGACCCGCUGUCCAACUUCUCCGCCCGCCUGCUCGGCAGGGCCGGCUCCAAGGACGACAGGGCCCCCAAGCGGCCCAGGGGUGCCCACGCCCGCGAGCCCUACACGCCCGCACCCAAGAAGCCCUGUGACCCCUUUGGCGGCUGUGACGCCAGGUUCUCGGACUCCGACGAUGACGCCGCCGUUGUUCCGAGUGACAGGCCCGCCACCUGCAGCCCCCCAAGAGCCCGAGUGGGCACUGAGAGCAAGGUCCCCGGGAAGCCGGGCUCCAGGGACGGCCAGGAGCCUGAGGAGGGUGGCCCACGGGAGACCAAGGAGAUGGCCGUGCAGUAUGAUGUGGGGGACCUUGGGCAGCCCCCCAAGGGCCCAGGCGAGCCGCCCCCAGCCAAGCCGCCCCCGGCCAAGCCCAGCUCCCCGGCCCAGGCCUCCCAGGACCACAGUAGCUCCAAGGAGGAAAAACCCAAGAAGAAGAAGCGGGGGGCGCCGCCGGCCCCCAGCCACAGGGACGGCGUGCAGAAGACAGACCGGGGGAAGGAGGGAGAGCGCGCAAAGCCGUCAGAGAAGGCUUGUGCGGACAGGAGGGGCCCGCAGGCCGGCAGCCCCCGGCACAGGGCACAGCGGCCCCAGGGGACCAAGAAGAAGCCAUCUCCGGCCACCCCAGUGGCCAACUCAGGGAAAGACCGGCCGCGGCCCAGCCCCACCAGAGGGGGCGCCCCCCUGCCACCCGACAGGACGGGCCGGCUGAGCCCAGCGGGGAAGCUGGUGGAGCGGAAGGCCCGCUCGCUGGACGAGGGCACCUCCCGGGACGCCCCCAAGCUGCCGAGGCGGGCCCUGAGCCAUGCUGACCUCUUCGGGGACGAGAGCGAGGACGAGGACCCGGGACCCGCAGGGCCUGGACUCCGGCCCCCCGCCCUCCCCAGCCUCAGCUCCACCUCGGACUCGGACUCGGACUCCAGCCUGGGCCUCUUGGCUGCUGGGGGGCCGCCCAAGCGCCUCAAGGCCUCCCCGCCCGCCUCGCCGGGCCCGUCCUCCUCGUCCUCCUCCUCAGGGGCGGGCUCAGACGUGGACUACGCAGCCCUGGAGAAGGAGGUCGACUUCGACUGCGACCCCAUGGAGGAGUGCCUGCGCAUCUUCCGCGAGUCCACCAGCGUCAAGACGGAGGACAAGGGCCGGCUGGCCCGGCAGCCCCCCAAAGAAGAGAAGAUCGAGGACAAGGGCCCGGGUCUGACCACUCUGUUCCCUGGGCAGAAGCGGAGAAUUUCUCAUCUUUCCAAGCAAGGCAAGGAGGCAGAGCCUGUGAGGAGAGGCCCGGCGCCGCCCGCCCGGCCCCUGACCGCCCAGGAGGUGUGUUACCGGCGGGCCCAGCAGGCGCAGAGGGCAUCAGCCAGCUGGCUCCAGGCUGCCCAGCGGCCAACCGAGAAGCUGUCCUCCGCCCACAUCUCGGCCCCAGGGGAGAGGAAGAGGAUCGCCCACAUCCCCAACCCCCGCCUGGCUGCAGGGCCAGGCCCAGGGUCAGAGCUGGACAGAAGACCCCCUGCCCACACACAUGGGGCACCUUCCCUGGCCUGCUGCCCCGCCUGGAGCCCUGGGAGGCAGCUGGCAGCCCCCACAGGUGCCAAGAGGACCCUCGAGGCCAGCAGCAGCCAGCCCCCCAAUGGCCCCGAGCCGGGCAGCCAGCCCCUGAAGACGCGCACGUUGUCGGGCAUGGCGUCCAAGACCACCACCACCGUCACCCCCAAGCGCGUGGCGCACAGCCCCUCCUUACAGAGCUUGAAGAAGCCCAUUAUCCCCAAAGAGUUCGGGGGCAAAGUCCCCACCGUCAUCCGCCAGCGGUACCUCAACCUGUUCAUUGAGGAGUGUCUCAAGUUCUGCUCUUCAAACCAGGAAGCCAUAGAGAAGGCGCUGAACGAGGAGAAGGCGGCCUAUGACCGUAGCCCCAGCAAGAACAUCUACCUGAGUGUGGCCGUGAACACCCUCAAGAAGCUGCGGGGCCUGGUUCCCAGCGCCGUGCCUGGGCUCAACAAAACCAGCAGCCGGAGGGUUGUGUCUCACGAGGUGGUGCUGGGGGGCAAGUUGGCCGCCAAGACCAGCUUCUCGCUUAGCCGCCUGAGCAGCCCCCGGGUGGAGGAUCUGAAAGGGGCCGCCCUGUAUGGCCGCCUCAAGGAGUACCUGCUCACCGAAGACCAGCUCAAGGAGAACGGCUUCCCCUUCCCGCACCCCGAGCGCCCAGGGGGCGCCGUCAUCUUCACGGCCGAGGAGAAGAAGCCCAAGGACUCCUCCUGUAGAAUCUGCUGCCGCUGUGGCGCCGAGUACCUCGUGGCUGCCUCGGGCCGCUGCGUGCGCGACGAGGAGUGCUACUACCACUGGGGGCGGCUCCGCCGGAACCGAGUGGCGGGCGGCUGGGAGACUCAGUACGCGUGCUGUUCAGCUGCUGUUGGCGCCACCGGCUGCCAGGUCGCCAAGCAACACGUGCAGGACGGCCGGAAGGAAAACCUCGAAGGCUUUGUGAAGACUUUCGACAAAGAGCUUCCAGAAGAUGCGCACCCGGGAAUCUACGCCCUCGACUGUGAGAUGUCCUACACCACGUACGGUCUGGAGCUGACGCGCGUCACCGUGGUGGACACGGACAUGCAGGUCGUCUACGACACCUUUGUCAAGCCAGACAACGAGAUCGUCGACUACAACACCAGGUUUUCGGGCGUGACUGAAGCCGACCUCACCGACACGAGCAUCUCACUGCGGGACGUCCAGGCCGUCCUGCUGAGCAUGUUCAGCGCCGACACCAUCCUCAUUGGACACAGCCUGGAGAGCGACCUGCUGGCCCUGAAGGUCAUCCACAGCACCGUGGUGGACACGUCCGUGCUCUUCCCGCACCGCCUGGGCCUCCCCUACAAGCGCUCCCUGCGGAACCUCAUGGCCGACUACCUCAGACAGAUCAUCCAGGACAACGUGGACGGGCACAGCUCCAGCGAGGACGCCAGCGCCUGCAUGCACCUGGUGAUCUGGAAGAUCCGAGAAGACGCCAAGACCAAGCGUUGUCUUCCCGACCCAGAGGAGCAGGACCCUGGUGCUGCCUGCCCUCCUGGGGUCCAGGAGCCGUCAGCCGGCGCCUCGGCAGCCACCGGGACCCAGGAGUCCAGCCGGCCUAGGCCUGGACGGGCGGGAGGGCUGCCCCCAGCCCGCCUGGGCUCCGUGACCUCGGAACCGAGCCAGCCCCCCUGCCAGCCCCCAGGCCUGCAGGUCCUCCCGCCGUGGGGGCUGUCUCUGAGGGCCGCAGCCCUGAGCGCCUGAGCCUCCCCAGCCCCGGGCAGGGAUGGAAUAAACGUUUGUAUGGAUUUUAGACCUCCCGGCGUCUGCGGCUGUUCUUGGUGCCAGGCUAGGACACACUCCCCGUGACCGGGGCAGCCGUGGAGCUUGGUUCGCCUUCUUGGAAACCAGCCCCAGUGCCCAGGCUGCCCCGGGGCCCUGCCAUCCUGCCCUGGGGCCACUGUUCCUGAGCAAACCCAGGGUCCCAGUGGCCUCACUUGGCGGCCUGUCACCCUUCUGGCUCCUUUGGGGUGCUGUGGGCAGCGCUGGCUUUGCUCGCUGCUGCACCCGCCCCGAGGAGCGUCCGGGGUGAGGGGCCCCAGCUGGCCACUGCACGCUGCCAUCUGAGCAGCUGCCUCGAGGUGGUGGGGGGCAGCUGCCAGCCCCUUGCGCGUGCCCCGUGUUGUGCUGACUUGUGGGUGGGCAGACCAGGGCUGUUCAGGUCCCGCUUUUAAUUUAUUUAAAGUAAAAAGUGAAAGGCCCGUAGAGAGGGACAUGCUGGGGCGCCCAGGUCCAGAUGCCCCAGCACAAAGGCUGGAAGGAGGGCUGCCCAGAGGAGGCCUCCACAACCCUGUCACUCGGGCUUCUGCUGAAGGCCAAGAGGAUAGGGUCCCUGGCUGAGGACAUGGCAGCUCUCCUCUAUGGGCUUCCUGGGCCAGGGCUGCAGAGGAGAGUCGAGUCCCCUCUCUGGUCCUGGGGGGCCCCUGCCGUCGUUUCCCUCUGGGGUUGUUCCUGUGACCCGUUGGCUUCCUCCCCCCCAUUCUGUAAACAAGGAAUUGUUUUCUAAAUAAACGGUGCAGGCGGCUUCACAGAA
Messenger RNA from Equus caballus (horse), 5451 nucleotides. The record is from RefSeq and is a predicted model, not a curated record. NCBI's taxonomy places the organism in Eukaryota, Metazoa, Chordata, Mammalia, Perissodactyla, Equidae.